This is a messenger RNA of Bolinopsis microptera, 3923 nucleotides long. RefSeq names its product cGMP-inhibited 3',5'-cyclic phosphodiesterase 3A-like. Gene Ontology annotation, molecular function: calmodulin-activated 3',5'-cyclic-GMP phosphodiesterase activity. Gene Ontology annotation, biological process: signal transduction. Bases 59 to 2287 code for a protein of 742 amino acids. The transcript is spliced from 11 exons. Lineage: Eukaryota; Metazoa; Ctenophora; Tentaculata; Lobata; Bolinopsidae. The record is from RefSeq and is a predicted model, not a curated record.
AGACCACUAAACCAGCUCCGUUCACGAAAACAUUCCCCAACAACCAGAGGUAUGAUAGAUGAACGUGAAGAAGUACUUUUGUUGUGUACCAAUAAUAAACGUACAGCAGUCGGUCACUGUUUCCCACGACAAGGGAACCCAGCUGAACGGCUUCGAGGCGGAUCACGGCACUUCAAACCACGAGGUUUACAAAAAUGUAGCCUUUCAAGAUGAAGAUCACUUGAUGAAGGAGCAGGCGGUGAAUAACGUUCUGUCUUCCCGCAACUUGAGCGUUCGCAGACAUUCGGAGUUGUCACAGGAAUCAAAGGAUUCGUCAAUGAGCAAUGGCAAACUCAAGACGUUGUGUUUUAAUGAUAUCAUGGUUGCAAAUUUGAACGGCAGUAAUUCGUCAGUAAAUACUGACAGGAGUAGCACACAGAGCGGCUUCGUCAAGACCCAUGCGAUUGAUACGAGUUCGGUGAUUGAAGCACAUGGUCUUCUCACUUCUCUUCUUCUGGAGAACGAAUUGCCGCCACAUGUCGUAGAUACCCUCAAACGUGUCGCUAGAAUUCUCGAUCCCUCCCCCACCACAGGAACCCCGAUGCUGGCUCGCAUGUUGUCACGAGGAAACCAGUUCGGAACCAAGACAGACUCCAACCCUUCCUCAGAUUGUGAGGAGGAUGGAGAGGAGGAUGGAAAAGGAAACUGGAGGUCAAGGUACAACGGACCGUCAAAAAGACGACUGAAAGUUUCUGUUUGGUCCACCGUUACCUCAGCUACUGGUCUCCCUACACUCGUACCAGAACCUUCUUCAGGAGCUCUCAAGAAAAACAGCAUGGAGAGAAAACAUAGUACAAACAACCGGAGUAAGAAGUACAAUCUGGAUGAGCCGGCGCGAGAUGUCCGGAUAAACGACGAGGCAGCGUACGUGACCCCGUGGGAUAGGCGACUCAGUAGGACUGUUUACUUUAAGAGGGACCCUAAAAACUCGAGCUGCUCAUUGUUGACGGACGAGCAGAAGGAGUAUCUUCUGAGACCUCUGUCCGACGAGUACGAGUGCACCUCAGAAUAUCUCAGUUUAGCUAAUUCUUGGAAUUUUCCCAUCUUCAAGUUUAACGACUCGACCGAGCACUGCUUGUCACUGCUGAGUUUCCAUAUUUUCUCGAAAACUGGACUGGUGGAUCGUUUUAAGAUAAACCCAGUGCAUUUCCGAAACUUCUUCGAAACCAUUGAAUCUGGAUAUCACAAUUUGCCAUAUCACAACGGGAUCCACGCAGCAGAUGUACUGCAGGCUUGUUACUACCUGUGUUCCUCCGGUAUACCCGGAUUUAAUAGUGUCUCCGAUGAUGACAGCGACAUCGAUUCAGACACAGAAAUAAAAUCAGACGACGGAGGGCACUCUCAGUUUGCCGACACGUACGGUAGCCUGAAGGACAUCAUGACAGAUUUGGAGCUGCUGGCCCUGUUCACGGCCGCAGCAGUCCACGACUACGAUCACCCGGGCCGAACUAAUGCGUUCCUGGUGGCGGUGGGAGACACAAAAUCUGUGAUGUACAACGACCGGGCAGUUCUGGAGUCACAUCAUGUGGCGAGUGCUUGGUACCUUCUUACUUCUGACGAGAGGUAUAACUUUUGCUCUGGACUCUCAGCCACGGAGUUUAAGAGGUUCAGGUUCUUACUCAUCGAGGCAGUUCUCGCAACAGAUUUAAAGAAACAUUUUGACUUCCUAGCUCAACUCAAUGCCAAGACUGUUGAUGGUGAGGGAAUGGACUGGGAAAAUGCCGAAGAUAGGAUUCUCGCUCUCCAAAUGUGUAUAAAGUUGGCAGAUAUCAACGCUCCCUGCAAAGAAUACGAACUGCACACCCAAUGGACCAGGCGAAUCGUGGACGAGUUUUACCAACAGGGUGAUAACGAAUCCGAGCUCGGAAUGCCCGUCUCAGCAUACAUGAACAGACACAAAGACGAACCUCGUGUCCCUGAAUUACAGCUGAACUUCAUAAAACAUCUAGUUGCGCCUCUCUACCACGCCAUGGCCAGCUCGUGCUUGGUUCCAGGAUCCUGGGUGGAAAUAACGGAGGAAGAGGACGAAGAACUGAGGACACAGCAAUCUGACUUGAACUGUGCCAAACCGACUAUCAUGCCGCACACUCACAAGUUUGUUUCGCGCCUCCAAGAAAACUUGGACAGUAAUUAUGCAAUCUGGAAGGAGAAGAACGAGAUAUAUCAGGCCUCCCUGAAGACUAACGGUGUAGACGGAGAUGUCAUUGUGGAGGAGGUAGAGGAAAGCAAACCAGAGUCAGAGGAAUGAGCUGCCAAGAUAACGUCACAGCGACGAAUUGCUAAUCUUUAAGAAAUAAUGUGUUCUCAAGGAGAAAAUGUACGAGGUUUUAAUGACAAGAAAAUCCAAGAUAUAUAGAUGAUAGAGGUUUUGUAUCAAAAAAGUAUGCCUAGUUGACCCCUAAGGCAUAUAAUCAGUUGGACUUUGUGCCAGCAAAAAGACCGCUUCUGACCAAUGGCUUGCAGCGUCGUGGAUCAUAUUCAGCAUAGUGGUUCUAUAAUGGCUGUGUCGGCCCUGUCGUGGUUUUCACUUAGCUCAUUAAAGUGCCAAUAGUCUUACAUCGAGAGUGUGGUGGCGUAGGGUACCUACUGCAUCACCCACGAGUUGCAGUUGACUCAAUAAAAGACCUUUCAGAGUACUGUGAAGAGAAUGAAGGUAUAUAUAAUUAUAUAUAUAUCGAGACGCUAAGUUCCAUUACUGAUUACGUUUGUUUUAGGACAAAUUCUCCGUGAGUUUCGAUAAUAUUCUUUUCUGUUAGCAUUGGAAUUCUGUGCUUGAGUGCCAUAUUAAGUUAUUGAUAUUACUAAUUCUACUCAUUAACCAUACGAUGAGGAUUUCUUGUGUUGUUAUUUAUUGGAUUUCUAUUUCAAAUUAGCCUACAAUAUUGAAGCUUACAAUUUAUUUUAUAGCGCAUUACAGCGUUUAUUAAGACAAAACCGGCAUUUUGUUGAUUUGGCGCCGCAGUUUUGUGAUCAAUUGCUUUGAAUAUGUACAGGGUAGUUUGAUAUACCGCACAAACGAUAUGAGUUAUAGAUAUCUAGCGUUGUUAUUUUAAUGUUCUGUUACAUAAUAUGGUAAUGUGUUUUGGUCAUUGACCUUCAGAUUCUCUGUGUCCAAUUAUGAAUGGAAGAUGGUCAUUUCGUUGAGCUCAGAUUAAAAAUCAAAAAUUAUAAAAGUUUGAUAUUCCGGAGCUUGUUUCCCAAACGCGAUAUUCUAUUUCUAAAUUUAGUUAGAACAACAUUUUGAUGCGCCUUUUUCCGUGUUCUUUCAUCUUUGGGCGAUGACCAAAAUUUAGUUAUUCACAAAAUAUUUUAAGUUGGUGAUGGUAGAUUUUAAAAUCAGUAUAUGUGUAUAAUUUAUGAACUUACGAAAUGAUAUAAUUGAUUGCAAAACGGGUUGAUAUCGAAUAUUUUAUCAAUGUCGAGUUUGAGUCUUUUUAAAACGAUUCAUAAUCAUGGCAUGAAAAAAAUAUGAUUUUAGCUGAUUGCAUUUUUUUCAGUAAGAACAAAUAAUGAAAUUGAAUAUGUAAGUUUGCAAUCUUAAUGUCAGCGAAAAUUCAUGAAAGUGAAACAUCUUUGUCACAAUUAUUUACUGCAGUCACAAGGUAGUACCCCAAUAUCAUUUUAUCACUGAUGACGGGAAAUUUUGAUCUGCAUGGAACCCUAAAUUUUAAAAGCUUAUCACUAUCAGAAUAUCUAUAUCCUUGAUCGUUAUCCCAUUCGAAUUUGGCAUUGUUUAAGAGCAUGAUUUUCGCAACCUGAUCCUUACAUUGAGUAAUUUAUCUGCUUCAAGUUUGACCGGUAUUUUUAUGAAAUUGUAGAUAUGUUAGUACUGUUCUAGUUAAAUGGAAUGACUAUAUUGAAUCAAUAUUCAUUUCUUAUUUAAA